Molecule: messenger RNA, 5085 nt
Organism: Bubalus bubalis (water buffalo)
Lineage: Eukaryota; Metazoa; Chordata; Mammalia; Artiodactyla; Bovidae
Product: RNA polymerase-associated protein LEO1
Exons: 9
Coding region: 1593-2582 (329 amino acids)
Biological process (GO): transcription elongation by RNA polymerase II; positive regulation of transcription elongation by RNA polymerase II
Cellular component (GO): Cdc73/Paf1 complex; nucleus
Molecular function (GO): RNA polymerase II C-terminal domain phosphoserine binding
Source: RefSeq, a predicted model, not a curated record
CUUUUAGUUUUUUGAGCAACCGCCGUAAUAUUUUUCAUAGUGGCUGCAGCAAUUUACAUUCCCCACAACAGCAUGCAAGAGUCUCUUUUUCUCCACAUUCUCAGUGAUACUUGCUGUCUAUAGACUCUUUGAUGGCAGCUAUUCAGUGAGGUGAUAUCUUACUGUGGUUUUGAUUUCUAUUUCCUUGAAUGAUUAGGAGUGUUGAGCAUCUUUCCAUGUGCCUCUUGAACAUAUCCAUGUCUUCUUUGCAAAAAUGUCUAUUAAUGUCUUUUGCCCAUUAAUCAGAUUUUUUUUAUAUUGAGUUGGAUGACCUGUUUAUAUAUUUUGGAUAUUAACCUCUUAUUGGUCAUAUCAUUUGCAAAUAUUUUCUCCUAUUCAGUAGGUUGUGAAACUAGUCUUCUUGCUUGAAAAUCCUGUAAUAACAUCACUUGGGUCAGUUUUCAUUCUCCUCAAGAACCACUCAGCUGAGUGCUGUCUUACCCAAUUUUUACCAAUAGAUCCAUCACUAGGAUCUUAUACACUGGCAAAGAAAGCGUAAACUUCAACUGAAGAAGAAAUAGCUUAUACAUCAAAACAAUUGCAAGGUGUUGCUAAUACAUAUGGGCAAAAGCCUGGGGAAUAUGUGGGAAAAUGGAUUCUAAGAAUGUGAGAUGAAGGAAGAACACUUGACUACCUUGGGUGUCAAAUGUACUGAUACGGGUGCACUUAUAUAUUCUGGACACGGCUCUGUGCUUGACUGGUUAACUAGAAACACUCAGUGGUGGCCUACAUUUAAUGAAGUUGAGACACCAAAGCUUCCCUGGCAUUGUGCAGAGGGAAUCCAAAAAUGGAGACAGGAGUGUCGAAGUAGACAUGUCUUGUAUGACCUGCACACCACACCUCACCUUCCCCAACUACAUUCCCUGAGAAGGCCAGCUUAAAAUAACAAACAUUUCAUAUAUCUCACAGUCCUAAGGGUCAGGAGUGGUGUAGCCCUGGCCCAGGGUCUCUCACAAGGCUUUAGUCAGGAUGUUGGCUCAUCCAACAUUGAGUCAGGACAUUAUCUCAGGCUGAAGGAUCUGUUUCCAGGAUGGCUCACUCGCAUGGUGCUUGGGCGGGGGGACUUUCUCACAUGAGCCUCUCCAUGGUAGUUUAUGUGUCUUCACAUCGUGGUAGCUGGCUUCCUCCAGAGCAAGUGACCCAAGGGACAAAGAGUGAGGCAGAAAGGCCAUGAUGUCAUGCUGAGCCUUGGAAGUGAAGCUAUAUUCUGUUGAUCACAUAAACCAACCAUGAUGCCUGUUGGAGGGGACUGCACAAGGGCCGGAAUACCAGAGGCAGGAAUCCCUGGGCUCCACCUUGAAAGCUGGCCAUCACAGCAACUUGACUUCCACCAACUAACUGCCAUUUUCCUUCUCUGUAGUCACUCUUGGCUUGUUAGGCUUCUGAGGCCCAGGCUCAUGGAGCCAGUUUCAGGAUGGCUUAAUAAAGAUUUGGUUUAUGAAUCGUGGAAAUAUAGUGAAAUGAUGGGCCAAGAACUAUGUGAAGAACUUCAGUGAAGAGAAAUUAAUUAAUAUGAUGCAUUCUUUCCCAACAUUGAAGAUUAUAGUGGGACAAUGGAUCUGUUUGGAGACAUAGAUGACAUUUCUUCAGAUAGUGAUGGGGAUAAUCAACCACCCAUUCAAAGACAGCCUGUUACAGAUGGAUGUGGAGUGCCUCAGAACCAGCAGGAGGAAGAGCCGAUUUCUGAAACCAAAAUAGAAGUAGAAAUUCCUAACAUCAAUUCGGAUUUAGGAAAUGAAUUAUACUUUGUUAAACUACCCAAAUUUCUCAGCAUAGAAUCCAAGCCUUUUGAUCCUCAGUAUUAUGAAGAUGAAUUUGAAAAUAAGAAAAUGCUUGAUGAAGAAGAGAGAACCAGGUUAAAAUUAAAGAUAGAAAAUACUAUACGAUGGAGGAUACACCGGGAUAAAGACGGAAAUAAAAUUAAAGAGAGCAAUGCUUGGAUAGUCAAGUGGUCGGAUGGAAGCUUGUCCCUACAUUUGGGCAAUGAGGUGUUUGAUGUCUACAAGGCCCCGAUGCAGGCCAAUCACAACCACCUGUUCAUCAGGGAAGACAAUGGUCUGCAGGGACAAGCCGUCUUUAAGUCCAAACUCACCUUCAGACCUCAUGCUACAGACUAUGCCACACAUAAAAAGGUGACCCUGCCAUUUGCUAGUAGAUGCUCAAGGAUGCAGACGAUUAGAAUCUUACCAGUGGCGGGUCCUGAUCCUGAAUGCCAGCGUGUAGAGUCGAUUAAGUCCUUACAGAAAGAAGCACGUUUGAGGGCUUCUGCUCACCAGGAGACAAUGCUUCUGCAGAACCAGGGGGUGCCAAGUGCCCCCUACCAGGACUCGAGCAGUGAGGAGGAGGGUGAAGCCGUCGAAAACCACGACCAAGGGGAACGCAGAGAGGAAGGGGCCAGAAUCUAUUCUCCAGAGAGUGAUGAGGGACCAGAUGAAGAUGGGGCUCAAAGAUCACUGACAGCAAAGAAACUCACCACUGAUAAGAUGAACCGUCCAGAAAGAGGAAAGCAGGGGGUGAAGAGGAAGAGGAUGACUGAAGCAUAGAACGUGUACUCACUAUAAAUAUGGUUUUCAACUGCUUGCUUUAAAACAAUGAUGAAAUGACUUGGGAUUGAAGUGAGGAACUGAAUUCCUUUUGCAUAAUCCUAGUUGUGGUUUUAAAAUGUUUGGAAGCAAGUCUGUGACUUUAGAAAAUCCAUUGUUCCCAGGUGAGGCCAUUUUGGUAACAGUUUGCGCUGUGUCUUGGGUUUUUUUGUCAGAGCAGGCAUGGCACAAGAGAGCUCACUGGAGAGUCAACGCUUUGUUAUGUGUUGUAUGGGCCUUACCAGUUCUAAUCCUCAGAACUCAAAGGGCUGCUGCUGUUCUCAUACUACAGAUAUGGAAGCUAAGUUAGAACUUAAGACUUUUAUCCAAAGCUUUUUAUUCUCAAGUUAAAAAAAAGCGUUUUUGAGGCAAGGAUCAGGAACUUAUGUGCACGGCCAUCACACUGCUGAGCAGGUCUGUUACUGACCUUAGGGAGAAAGACAUCCAAAAUGCGGGGAGAAACGGUCACCAGGAGUUCAGAGGAAAACAGAGCACUGGGAAACAAGAUACUAGAUUUGACUGUUAGCUUUUUGUCUAGUGCAGUAGCUGGAACAUAAUAGGUACAUGAAGGUUUUUUUUGUUGAAUGUACAAACCAAUGAUGUUACAUUGGGCAAGUUAACUUCUCUGAAGUCAGUUUGCUCAACUUGGUGGGGUCUGGACUUGACCACUGUGAAUCUUUCAUGAUUUAAUGCUUAUAUUCCUCUACCUCUGAGAUGUGAAAAAAUAUGUUGUUUUUUUUUUUAAAGAGUCUUAUUGUUCAAUAGAAAAGGUUAAAGAAAAAUGGCCCACUUACCAUGCAGGAAACCUGGAUAUACAUUAUAAUUCCCUCCCUUUUAUAUAUUUAAAGUGUAAUUUCAUGCAGUAAACACAGCCAUAAUUAGCACCAGCUCCAGAAAGGCCAUUUAGAGACUCAUCUAAAUUGCUGAGAGGUACUAUCACAGUUCAGUCAUAAGGUUGACUAUUCUUUACAAUUUUAUUGAGGUAUAGCUGAUUUACAGUGUUGUGCUAAUUUCUUUGGUACAGCACAAGUGACUCAAUUAUACACACAUAAACAUGCUUUUCCAUAUUUUUUCAUACUUUUCCAUUAUAGUUUGUCACAGGCUAUCGUCCCCUGUGCUGUUCAUCCAUCCUGUGUAUAACAGGAUGUCUGUUUCUGUGCCAGUACCACACUAUUUUGGUCACCAUAGCCUUGUAGUAUUAUCUCAAGUCUGGGAGGGUUAUGCCUCCUGCUUUGACAAUUCUGGGUCUUUUAUAGUUUUAUAUAAAUAUUAGGAUUAUUUGUCUUAAUUCUGUGAAAAAUGAAAUGUGUUAAUUUGAUGGGGAUCGCAUUAGAUCUAUAGGUUAGGUUGGCUAUUUUUAUAGAGGUGGCCUUGAGUCUCUGCUACUUUAGCAACAGGACUGGGGCUAAAGCUGGGCUGAGCCUAGAGGCCACCAACCCUUGCAGACAUGCUGGAAAGCUUAAUAUUUGGUACCUAGAGGAGUGAGGUGCCAUUGGCUGAGCAAGAAGGCUCUCUCCCCACGGCUACAGCGCCUGUCUCCAUGGCCCCUCGGGGAGGAGCUGAAGUUAACUGACAACCGAAGCACCCAAGCCUCUGACUCACCAAAGCGGACGGGCAUCAAGGCUUCCCGCAUGUGAACGUAAGCCCAACAGGCAUUCUCGGAAAGCCAGCCAAUACUAAAGAUUCAAGAGAAAUUUCUUUAUUCCUUAAGUUUCAAAGCUGAAUUAUUUGAUAUUUAUCCCUAAAACUUUCCUCAAACCCAUCACACGUUUCACUGAUUUCCUCUUUUGGUUGGUGGAUUUAGGUGACUGAUAAGCAGUAUCUAUGCUUUACCUUAGAAAUAAUCUCUAAUAGCAGGAUUGGCUCCCCUCAGGCCCAGAACACACUGUAUCAUACGUCCCUCUUUCAAUUUGUCAACUCAGUUUAAAAAAAAAAAAACUCAAUUUGACUUUAUGGACAGGCCAGACUGAGUACUGAUGGUAUGAGACUGAACCAUAUGAACUUACUACCUUAUGGGUAUAAAUGGUCAAGUACUGACAGUUUCAGAAUAACUCAGGGAAAUUAAUAAACUUGUUCUUAAAAGGUAUGUAAGGAGUGAACUUUAGAACAUAGGCAUUAAAGGGAUUUUCCAAACAGUCUAAGUCUACAGUAUAUUUGAUAGACUUUAUUGAAAUUAUUUGUUCCAAUAUGAAAUUUUAAAUCCUAAAUGCCUGUAAUCCAUAUUCUUCAAAAGAAAAUUCACUGUGCUAUUAUGAACCAGUAUUAUUAAUAUGAAUAUUCUGUAAUAGUUUAUUAAAAUUGAAAAAGUAAGCACUUACAGCAUUUUUAUAUUUUAGCAUUAAAAAAUGUAUUUAAAUGCCCAAUUUCAUGUGACAAAGAAUGCACUGUUACAAAAGUAAUUUUCAAGCUUUUAAACGUACCUGAAACCAAAUAUAAUUCAUCCAAAAGACUAAAAAAAAAAAAA